AUGCAGUGGAUAAUAUUCAUGUUGCUGUUAUUCAUCAGCUCCAUGGAAAUGCUCACGCAGAACCGAUGGAAGAAGCAAGCGAGUGCUGGCCUGCUGGAAAACUGCACGGGCUGCGUCCUGUGCUCUGAGGACAAUGGCUGCAUCACCUGCCACCACCGGCUCUUCCUGCUCAUCUGGAGGGAUGGAAUCCGCCAGUAUGGGAUGUGUGUCCACACCUGCCCUCCCGGCUACUUCGGCGUGAGGGGUCUGGAGGUCAACAGAUGCACAAAGUGCAGGUCUCCCAGCUGUGAGAGCUGCUUCAGCAGAGACUUCUGCAUGAAGUGCAAGGACAAGUUUUACUUGUACAAGGGCCAGUGUUUUCGGCAGUGCCCCCCCAGCACCGUGGCACAGCCUCCGGGCCCCCGCGAGUGCCAAGAGACAUGUGAGCCAGGGCCGUGGAGCAAGUGGAGCACCUGCAGCCACGAGAGCCGGACCUGCGGCUGCAAGUGGGGUGUGGAGACGAGAGUGCGGGAGGUGCCGGAGGCUGCCCGGGAGGAGGGAACUGCCUGCCCCGCGCAGCAGGAGACCAGGAGGUGCCGCAUGAAGAAGCACUGCCCGGGAGAGAGAACUGAACCCAAAAAUAAAGGCAAAAAGCGACAGAGGAAGCCAAAGACAGAACGGCACACGGGUACCUAG
This is a messenger RNA of Acanthisitta chloris (rifleman), 675 nucleotides long. It is a transcript of the gene RSPO4, whose product is annotated as R-spondin 4. The record is from RefSeq and is a predicted model, not a curated record. NCBI's taxonomy places the organism in Eukaryota, Metazoa, Chordata, Aves, Passeriformes, Acanthisittidae.